This is a messenger RNA of Vanessa atalanta (red admiral), 668 nucleotides long. RefSeq lists its product as uncharacterized. The coding region runs from base 18 to 563 and encodes 181 amino acids. The transcript is spliced from 2 exons. Lineage: Eukaryota; Metazoa; Arthropoda; Insecta; Lepidoptera; Nymphalidae. The record is from RefSeq and is a predicted model, not a curated record.
CAAAAACUUUAAUAGAAAUGAUUAAUAAAUCAGUAAACUCUCAUUCUGAAAUUUAUUACAAUAUAGAAAUCAUCGCCUCUCAAAAUACAUUAUUUUUAUUUAUUUACCAGGACGUUGUAGUGACUGAUUCAGAAAAACAGACAAUUCUGGAUGUCAAUGCUGCUACUUCUUCAAAAACAUCUCAGGAUUCCACUCAAGAAGAUAAAGGUUGUACAUUGCAGACAAAUGAAAUCAAAGAUGACAAUAUCUUAACUGAGGAGGAUGUAGAAAAGAAUAACUGGAGCUCCUGGACUCCAAAAGUUUUAAAAACAAAAAUGUCAAAUACAUUGUCAGCAAAUAAAGAAAACAAUCCAUCAACUUGGUUGCAUCGACGUAGGCCGAAGACUUCUUUGCAGGAUAAAGUUCUGCAAAGUAAAUUAGAAUUAAUAGAGACGAUGAAAAGAAAUACCCAAACAGAGGCUGCUCUUAAAGAAUUAAUUUUACAAGAACAGCUAAAACAAGAAAAAUUGAAAACUGAAAAAUUACAACUUGAAGUUGAAACAUUAAGAAAAAACCUUAAUUAGUAAAAAAAGUAAAGUUUUUUUUCAUUGAUACAACUUUGAGUUGUAAUUUGCGAUUUUUCAGUUUUAAACCUUGUUUUUUUUGUUUUUGAAUGCAUGUAAGUGAAU